Molecule: messenger RNA, 1083 nt
Organism: Talaromyces marneffei
Lineage: Eukaryota; Fungi; Ascomycota; Eurotiomycetes; Eurotiales; Trichocomaceae
Exons: 1
Coding region: 1-1083 (360 amino acids)
Biological process (GO): mRNA splicing, via spliceosome
Cellular component (GO): U2-type spliceosomal complex; RES complex
Molecular function (GO): RNA binding
Source: RefSeq, a predicted model, not a curated record
AUGUCCUCAUUAGCAGACUACCUCGCCAAAAACUACCUAACCGCCGACCCGCAACCAGAACGCCCCAAAAAGAAACGCAAGAAGAACAAACACCACGACCCAUUAACCAGCGGCGGCGACGGGCUCAUAAUCGCGGACGAUGACCCUCCGUCUCUGCGCGCGGCAGCGGGCGACUUAAAAGAUAAUGAAUACGAUGAGAAUUCGCCAUAUAUAUUAGAUUCGUCGGCGUCACGUGCGCUAAGUGCAGAGUUUAAAAAGAAGAAGAAAUCGAGCUGGAAAGUCGUCGGCGAUGGCGGCCACGAAAGGGCAGCCGCAGGUCAAGAUGAAGCAGACGCAAUCCUGGCAUCCGCCGCGGCGGAGAGCGCAGCAAGACUGCAAGUCACCGAGGCCGAUGACGCGCCCACCAUCGAAGGCGAAAUUAUUCAAGACAUGGAGGAGGAGGAGGAGGAGGAGGAAGAAGAUGGAGGACAAAGGAUGGAAUCCGGCGCCCGUGCAGGCCUGCAAACCGCCGCCCAAACCGCCGCCAUGGUCGCCGCACAAGAACGACGCAAGAAAGCUGAAUUGGCCGCUUUCCAGGCAUCCGUGAAACAACAACAGCAGGAAGGGGGAGGGGAGACGAUAUAUCGAGAUGCAUCGGGUCGAAUUAUAAAUGUCGCCAUGAAACGAGCCGAAGCAAGAAAGGCAGCUGAAGAAGCUGCAAAGGCGGAACAAGCAGCCAAAGAUGCGCUCAUGGGUGACGUUCAAAGGCAAGCCAAGGAAGAGAGAAUGGAACAACUCCGCUCUGCGCGCGCAAUGCCACUUGCACGCACAAUCGAGGAUGAAGAUCUGAACGAAGAACUGCGUCAACAAGACCGAUGGAAUGAUCCCGCUGCGCAGUUCUUGACAACCAAGAAAGCCGGCGUAAGCAAAACCGGCAGGCCGUUGUAUAAAGGCGGGUUUGCGCCGAAUAGAUAUGGCAUCCGGCCGGGCCAUAGGUGGGAUGGAGUUGAUCGGGGCAAUGGGUUUGAGAAGGAGUGGUUUCAGGCGAGGGCGAGGAAGGAUAGGAUUAGGGAUUUGGAGUAUGAGUGGCAGAUGGAUGAAUAA